UAAACAAUCAAGAAAGCCUCUCUUCACAUGUAAAGCCAGGCAGAAUAAGCUCUUUUUUUCGCAGAGUGUCAAAGAACAAAAGACUUUGUAUAUACAUAAAAAGUUUAAGUGCUAAAAGUCUAUUAAUCAAGACAAGAAAGUGUCCCACGGUGUGAAAAGAGAUUCCCUCGCUUUUUUUUUUUGGAUGAUAUUCAUCAAGCUAUACAUGCUUUAAUUGUGAAAAUAAAAAAAAAAUUCAUUCAAAACGGAAAAAGUAAAAACUUUUUUCGUUGCAUUCUCAAUAACUAAGCAUAAACUUCUUGACGACAUCAUCUAAAUGCAAAUGGAUUUAUUCUUCAAAUCAAGUCGGAGAAUGAUGCUGUUCCCCAAGCGAUCUACAGAAUUUGUUGCUGUCAUUGCAAUAGUUUGCACACUUUUCUUAUUUCUUCAUACACAAAGCCUCACGACAAGACUUCGUGAAAUGGAAAAUCGAUUGCAGCCAUCUGCUCUUAAUUCUGGCAAUGAAUAUUCAGGAUUGGCAAUGACUGGCGAAAGCGUUGGCAACAACAAUAAUAAAUUUUAUCCUUCAAACGGCAAUGGAAAUGUUGAAUUGGAGAAUCUUUACAAAUAUUACAAAAGCACGGGACAGAUGAGCACACUGAAUGCCUUAUCAUUGAAUAAUACUCGUCAUUCCGAAAAUCAAAUCAUAUUCUUCAAUCGCGUGCCAAAAGUCGGCUCACAAACAUUUAUGGAAUUACUGCGUAGACUCUCAAUAAGAAACAAUUUUCGCUUCCAUCGUGAUGCUAUUCAGCGAGUGGAAACUAUUCGAUUAGCACCGUAUCAGCAAGAGGAGCUGGCAGAAAUGGUUAGCGAACUUUCAACACCGUCAGUGUAUGUGAAGCAUGUUGUUUAUACGAACUUUACAAAAUUUAAAUUACCAACGCCAAUCUAUGUUAACUUGGUUAGAGAUCCAAUCGAAAGAGUCAUCAGUUGGUUUUACUAUAUUCGAGCUCCAUGGUAUUACGUGGAACGUAAGCAAGCAUUUCCGGACUUACCAUUGCCUGACUCACACUGGUUGAGAAAGGAUUUUGAAACAUGUGUUUUGCGAGGCGAUCCCGAAUGUACAUACACGCAAGGUGAAUCUCACGAGGGUAUUGGAGAUCAUCGCAGACAGACACUGUUUUUCUGUGGACAUGAGGAUGAGUGCACGCCAUUCAACACGAAAGGAGCACUUGAAAAGGCGAAGUAUAAUGUUGAGACACAAUAUUCCGUUGUUGGUGUACUUGAGGAUUUGAAUACAACACUUGCUGUGCUGGAGAAAUAUGUACCACGAUUCUUUGCGGGUGCAACAGAAAUUUAUUACAACGAAAUUAAAAACUUUAAUAAAAUUAACAAAAACAAUUUCAAGCCACCUGUAAGCGAGGAAGUAAAGAAUCUUUUACGGCAAAACUUCAGUCGCGAAAUUGAAUUUUACAAGUUUUGUAAGCAACGACUGCAUAGACAAUUUUUGGCAGCAAAUUUAUUGGAUUUAAAAUAAUUGUGAUGAAGUUUAUGUGAAAAAUUAUUUUUUGUAAAUAGACGCA
Molecule: messenger RNA, 1562 nt
Organism: Chironomus riparius
Lineage: Eukaryota; Metazoa; Arthropoda; Insecta; Diptera; Chironomidae
Source: the annotation of a GenBank genome assembly